GGGGAAAAAAUAGUGGUUUCAGUAUGUUAGAGGCUUCUGAGCCAUCCCUGCAGCUGGAAAAUAACCACUCAGUUCACUGGAAGCUCUCAGAAAACCCGACUGAUAUUGAUAGAGCGCAGGAGCCUCUGAGAAUUUCAUACAGGUUUAAAUUGCACUUGCAAUAUUGCGAAAAAGCGUAGUUUUGAGUCCUUUUAAGACCUACAGGGUGGAUUUUCUGCAUUUGUUGUAAAAUGUGAGUGUUGUUGGUAAAGGUUUAGGGCUUCUGAGCAACACAGGUCCUUCUGAGCCGUUCCUGCUUUAAAAACCAUAACUUUCCGGCCACGGAAGAUGCGUUUGAGGCCUUGGCGAUUUAUUGUAGAGGCUGAAAAUGUCUGAGCCAUUUGACGUUUCUGAGCAAAUCCUGCGGCGCCACAAACGGGACAUCGCCGCUUAUUUAUCAAUGUAUCAAGUGACUUUUAUACGGUUUUUAAGCCACUUUGAGCGUGUUUAUUAGCCCGGAUAAUGACUGGACGUCCCGUCCAGAUCCUAAUCGAUUCCGACACGCUCGCGCUGGAAAUUGUCCAAUUUAUAUGCCCGGAAAGUUCGAUGUCUUUUAAUCAGCGAUUCUUGCUUGUAAUUUAAUCCGGGUUGCGGGUUUCUUUGAUCCCGAGGCUCAGAAGGCCAGUAAUCCAGGUAAAACUGUCCAGAAUGGCAGUCUCCUGCUGCCUCCUGCUGUUCGGGCUGCUGCUUCAUGGCGCGGAUGGGUGGAACAUUUCCGCCUCAGAGCCACUGCCUUCUGAGCUGUUCAAGCGGCUGUUCAGCCUCCUCUUUCCCAACGCCUCCUCACUGUGCUACAUUUUCCAGAGCGACUCACUCCAGCUGGCUCAUUUCCUCUCGCUGCCCGUCACCAUGGUGCAGUAUCAGAACGCCUCCAUUCUGCUCAAGAUGGAGCGCAGCUGUCAAGGCUUCGUUCUGAGCGUCAAGGACGUGGGCGUCGUCCAGCGCUACCUGCGCCUCAGAACCGUCCGCUAUGGCGUUCUGAAGCCGCACAGGCGCAUAGCCGUUGUCUAUGAGCGCGCCGCUCAGAUUCACCUGCAGGAGCUGCUCGGGCUGUAUGCCAUGGAUGUGGUCGAGGUGGAAAUGCCGGGCGACGCGCUCAGGCUCAGAAGACUCAGCGCAAAUCGGGUGAUUUUCCAGUGGAAUUUGACGGAAACGGAGUUUUUCCUCGAUGAGGCAGGAUUCGCGCAGGAAGAGUGGGAGCCGACGGCUUUUGCCCGACAAUUUAACUACACAUUUCAGUUUGCGGUCUUUGGAUGCGAACCGUUCAUUCUGGCUCAGAAUAAGCGGAUCAGGGGAGGGCCUGAGAUCAAUCUAGCCUUGGAGAUGACCAGAGGUUUGCCUUUGCGCUUUGUCUUUGCUGAUGCUACCACAGAAAACCCUUGGGCAGAGGCGCUCAAUUUGGUCAAGCGAAACGAGGUGGACAUGGCCGGAUGCUCGCAGUAUGUGGCCAACCAAUGGCGGCACAGCAUCGACUUCACCGUCAACCAAAACCAGAUCUGCCAGACGUUUCUGGUGCCGAAAGCGCGUCCGUCCUCAGACGUGCACUUUCUAAUCGAGGCGUUCAGUGGGCGGGUGUGGCUUUGCCUGCUGCUGGGCGCGGUCGGAUUCGGGGCCGUCGGCCGUCUCCUAUUGGUGGCGUGGCCUGCAGGGGGCGGAGCCUCCGCCUGGAUCACGCCAAUGCUCGAUGUGCUGCGCCUCUACUCGGCUGGCGGUGUUUUUGUAACAGGCGGCAACCUUGCCAGCUGCCCCGCCCGCAUCUACUUUCUCUUCCUCCUCUUUCACGGCUUUCUGAUCUCGACCUACUACUCAGCAGGUCUGAGCAGCACGCUGACCGUGCCGAAGCUGAUCAGACAGAUCAACACGCUGCAGGAUUUGGUCGAUUAUGGAAUCACGUUCCAGGAACAGUCCGGCAUCGUUGCCGCCUUUGACUUGGUCAAUUCCAGUUUGUUUAGGGGGCUGGCGCGGUUGCACAGCAACCAGCCCCGCUCCAGCACGCCAUUGGACGGUUUGACAGCGAUGACAGUCAAGACGUUGGACAACUCGUACGUCACCGAUCUGGACGGGUUUGAGCCGGACAAACUGAAGGACUACAAGGCGUUGAAGGAGUGCAUCGGCAAUCAUUAUAUGGGCUUUGCGCUGCAGCGCGAGUCGCCCUUUAAGCGCCGGUUCGAUACGGUGGCGAUGCGCAUCAUGGAGAGCGGGCUGCUGCGCAAAUGGCUGCACGAGCAGAUCUACCAGAAGAGUGCGCUGCAAGCGCAGUUCUUCUCGUCGUAUGCGCAGAACGCGCACUAUCGAACGAUCACAGCGCGCCGAUUGUAUGGCGCAUUCGUGCUGCUAUUGGUCGGCUACGGGAGUGGGGCGCUGGCGCUCCUUGUAGAGAUGGUGUUUAAUAAAAAUGUUUAGAUGAG
Dendroctonus ponderosae (mountain pine beetle) is the source of this 2447-nucleotide messenger RNA. RefSeq lists its product as uncharacterized. Lineage: Eukaryota; Metazoa; Arthropoda; Insecta; Coleoptera; Curculionidae. The transcript is spliced from 2 exons. The record is from RefSeq and is a predicted model, not a curated record. The coding region runs from base 688 to 2442 and encodes 584 amino acids.